AUGCGCUUCGGCGACGGUCCCGGCGGUUCCCCGUGGGCAGCCCCGCCGUCGCCGUGGAACCAGAGCCAGGGACGUUUCGGGGAGGCGGCGGACGGCGAAGCCCCGGCGGAGGAGGUGCCGCCGCGCUCGGUCCGCGGCACGAACGAGAGCAGCAGCCACUUCUACGGGCGGAACGAGGAGCUGGCCAAGCUGGAGAUCGCCCUGCUGGCGCUGACGUUCGCCUUGGCCGUGCUGGGCAACUCCUUGGUGCUGCUGGCGCUCCACCGCACGCCGCGCAAGAAGACCUCCCGCAUGCACCUCUUCAUCCGGCACCUCAGCCUGGCCGACCUGGCCGUGGCCUUCUUCCAGAUCCUGCCGCAGCUCUGCUGGGACGUGACGUACCGCUUCCAGGGGCCCGACGGGCUGUGCCGCGUGGUGAAGCACCUGCAGGUCUUCGGCAUGUUCGCCUCGGCGUACAUGCUGGUGGUGAUGACGGCCGACCGCUACAUCGCCGUCUGCCACCCGCUCAAGACGCUCCAGCAGCCGGCCCGGCGCUCGCGCUGCAUGAUCGCGGCCGCCUGGGCGCUCAGCUUCCUGCUCAGCCUGCCGCAGUACUUCAUCUUCUCGCUCAGCGAGGUGGAGAGCGGCUCGCAGGUCUACGACUGCUGGGCGCACUUCGUCCAGCCCUGGGGCGCCCGCGCCUACAUCACCUGGAUCACCAGCGGCAUCUUCGUGGCGCCCGUCGUCGUCCUGGCCACCUGCUACGGCUUCAUCUGCUACCACAUCUGGAGCAAUGUCCGCGACAAGACCCGCCAGCAGAGGGCGGAGGCGCCGCCGCCGCCGCCCCCCUCCCGAGGGGGCGCCCUCCACCAAGGGCUGCUCCGCGCGCCCUGCGUCAGCAGCGUCAAGAACAUCUCCCGCGCCAAGAUCCGCACCGUCAAGAUGACCUUCGUGAUCGUCUCGGUUUACAUCGUCUGCUGGGCGCCUUUCUUCACCGUCCAGAUGUGGUCCGUCUGGGACUGGCACUGGCACUCCUCCUGGACGGAGUCCGAGGACAUUGUAAUCACAGUCACUGCCCUUUUAGCCAGCUUGAACAGUUGUUGUAAUCCAUGGAUCUACAUGUUCUUUAGUGGGCACCUUCUGCAAGACUUCAUUCAGAGUUUUCCAUGCUGUCAAAAACUAAAACAAACACUGAACAAAGAAGAUUCUGAGAGCAUCAGCAGGCGACAAACUUCUUUCACCAAUAACAGAAGUCCAACAAACAGUUUGGAAACGUGGAGAGCAUCUCCAAAUUCAUCAGAGUCUAUCAAAUUCAUCCCUAUUUCUUCCUGA
Messenger RNA from Gekko japonicus, 1311 nucleotides. RefSeq names its product arginine vasopressin receptor 1A (gene AVPR1A). Bases 1 to 1311 code for a protein of 436 amino acids. Gene Ontology annotation, molecular function: peptide binding; vasopressin receptor activity. The transcript has 2 exons. Gene Ontology annotation, biological process: regulation of systemic arterial blood pressure by vasopressin; positive regulation of vasoconstriction; G protein-coupled receptor signaling pathway. The record is from RefSeq and is a predicted model, not a curated record. Lineage: Eukaryota; Metazoa; Chordata; Lepidosauria; Squamata; Gekkonidae. Gene Ontology annotation, cellular component: membrane.